Molecule: messenger RNA, 927 nt
Organism: Amaranthus tricolor (Joseph's coat)
Lineage: Eukaryota; Viridiplantae; Streptophyta; Magnoliopsida; Caryophyllales; Amaranthaceae
Product: nucleolar protein 16
Exons: 3
Coding region: 131-727 (198 amino acids)
Biological process (GO): ribosomal large subunit biogenesis
Cellular component (GO): nucleolus
Source: RefSeq, a predicted model, not a curated record
AUUAUUGCUAAACUUCUUUAUUUUAAAGUCGUAAAAACAUUUGCCAGAAAACCCUCUCUAAAACCCUCAUCUCCUUGUUGACGUUGAGGAAAACCUAGCCCUAAAAACUCAGAAGUCAGAAGUUGCAGAAAUGGGGAGAUCAAGGAGGAAGUACAAGAACUCAAGGGCUAAGGUUAAAGUAGGACUUCCCAAGAAGAAUCCCAAAAUCGUUAAACCCGCUUUCAAUCUUCCUCCUAAACUUCUUGCUCUUCUCGAUCCUCUAGGCACCACAUGGGACGAAACGGGCACCGUUAUCCGAAAUUACAAGCAAUUUGGGGUUGUUUCUAAUCCUAAUUUACUCGGUGUUCGAUCUCGUACUUCGCAUAUUAUCGAGAGUGAUUCUCUUCAAGUACCACCGCCUCGUCCUCAAGAUCCCGCUGAUGCCAAACUUGAUGAAUUUGAGCCUAUUGAUUCCGGCAGCGACCUUGAAGAAGACGAUCUUAAAACAGCACUUGGAAAGAAAAGAAGGGACGGUAAAAGUGCACCAUUACAGCCAUUGACGACAAUGCAGCGUGUACAUCUUCGUCCUUUAAUUGAGAAGUAUGGAGAUAAUUAUGAGCGCAUGUUUAGGGACACAAAACUGAAUUCGAUGCAACAUUCUAUUGCCGCACUGAAGAAUUUGUGCCAAAGAUACCAUCAGUACAAGGACAAAAACCCUUUGAUUCUAGGCAAGUGUAGGAUCGCUUGAAAUCUCGAGCAGGAAGCACGGAGUUUCAAUGUAUUUGAAUUGUCUAAUGAGUUGUAUUAGAAAAUCAAUUGUACUCCACAAUUUUUUUGCUUGCUAUGAUAAUUUUUAUGGCGCGGGGAAGAAACUGUUGAAAAUACUAAUUGCUAGGUUUGAUAUUGGUAUACUGCUACUGCAUUUCAUUUAUGAUUCUUGCCAUAUUC